ACCGUGAGCGCACCAAUAACAGACGUCUCCACCUGCUGACGUUGACCGACGCAUCACCGUGUUUUGAGUUUCAGCAGCGUGUAUACAACCCAGGAAAGAUUGGUCCUGUUUGCAUGUAUAACGAUGGAAACCAGUGUCAGUUUGAUGAUCAUGUAUGAGGAUGAGUCGGUGGAUGUUCGUUACGGAAACGGAGCCCAGUUACAACUGUCCCCGUGUGGCUGUGAAUUCAUGCUGGUAAAACCCACAGACCCCUCCGGACAUCCUCUGCAGCCCACGGAGAGAGUCCGACAAAGAACAAGGUUCACCAUCAGCACUUACAAGGCAUUGAUGGUAGCUGCAUUGGCAUUUAGGAAUAAAUAUGCUAGUCGACCAUAUCUACCAGAGGAACUCAUCCCUGCUGACCACAAGAAGCCUUUUUUCAGCAUUGACUCAGACGUGCAGUGGCCUGAGUGGUCUUCCUGUGAUGUUGAGCUCGUACCUGGAGGCGAGACCACCAUUAGGUCGGAGGAGGGACGAGCUGCGUUGAUGCUGUCGCCCUCAGGUGAAGAAUUCUCCGUCAAGUUCACAUGCAGCCUCAGUCAGACUCAAAAUCAGCACCGCGGCAUGGAUGGUUUCAGAAGAGACUCUGACAGCAGCCCAGGCAGUCAGCAGGAGCAAGUAAGCAAUCUGAUCUGUCAGACCACCAAUGAUGAGACCAAAGAGGUUCAUCAGGGAAGAGGAAGCAGAAGAAAUGAGUCUAUUAGAUCAAGGUCUUGCUCUCCUCGGAUUACCAGCACUACUGAGCCAAAGCCAGAGGAGAUGUACCAAUCCACUGCAGUGGUCCAGCAUCACUCCUGCUGUGCUGUCGCCCCCAUCUGGUGCUACCCUCUCUCCUUGGCUCGCCAUCUCUGGAUGGCUCGUCUCUCUAAACCUAUUGAUGUCAGAGCCGAGGGGGCCAGCGAUCUCCCCCAGGCACACAGGAGAAUAAACAUGCCAGACAUAUCUAUUGUAGAAAGAAGGUCUCACCUUCCUCAGACGCUGCCUCUCACAUGUCCAUCACCUCACUGGCACAGGUGGAAGGUUAAAGACCCCCUGGCCAAAAAACAACAUUCAGACCAAGAUCUUCCAACAGAGCUGGUAAAAGUGAUGUGGUGUCAAGGAGUCACCUACAGGAUACUAAGUAUGGCUGUCUCCGUCAUAGAGGUUUCCCCAGGUGAUGGAUCAGUCAUCCGAUCUAAUGGUGUCCUUAACAAUUAUUUUACCCAUCACAAACCUGAGCUCCUGUCAGGGCGGGUGAAAGAGGUAACAUACCAUCUGGACAACCUUCCACCUGACGUACCCGGACAGCUGUACUCUAUAUGCUCUAUUCUGAGUCGUGCAAGCAGGAUUCUCACUUGCUACAACGAGGCCAAGCAGUCAAUGAAGCUCCCUGCCACACCCAGCUGCUUGCAAAAGGGCAGACAUUUUUCUAACCCAGCAAUGACUGAAGAAAAUGUGUCCAACCCUGUAUCUGAGCAGCAUGUGAAUGUCAAACAGGCAGUAGAAAGUCGGUCAGAUCUUGUAGCUGCAGAACUGGAGAAGAUAAAACGAUUUAACUUUCUGCUGGAGAACAGCCGCCUGCUAAGAAGUGAGAAAGGACGUGCAGAAAUGGAAGGUAGUUCUGCAGAAGAGGUGACUCGUGAACCAGUGAACGAAAACUGCAUCGCUGAAGCUCUUCAGAGAACAUCCAAAGCCAUACAGGACAUCGAUGCUCUCAUAUCUGCAGCCACACUGACUUAAAAGUGUCAUGAUUAAGAGAAAAGUUUAAGAAGAAGAAACCCAAACGUAUGAGCUUGACUGUUGGGACUUCAGAUAUAUGAUGCUGUUUUACUACUAAGUGUAGAGACUGAAAUAAAGAUUUGUCUUUAUGAUGAUGCUGGCACAUGGCUUUUAACUGUUUGAUUUGAAUUUACUAUAAAUUGUAGAAGGUUGUAUUUCACUACUGACUGCCAAAAGUACAAACUCUGGCAUUAUUUCAAAUGCAAACAACAUAUGAACAAAGUGUUUUCCUAGUUGCUAAUUAUCAUGUCUUUGUCACCACACAGUCCCUUCCAGUCAGAGAUAAGAACUUGAAUGGUGCAGAAUGACUUUUAACACCUUGAUUAUUCCUCCCUACACCCAUGACAAAUUAUUGUUUAUAAUUUACAAGGUGUGACUGAUAACAUAGGCCUCAGUAUGAAAUACACUUUCUAUUUCUGGGUUAAAAGUGUUAAUGUUGGUCACUCAAACAAGCUGUGGUCAUGUGUUCAACCAUCCAUAUUCCUCAGGUGCAAUAUUUAUAUCAGGGCAGUGUUGACAGCCCAAAAAGAGCUAGAAUCUUGUUAUAUUAUGCUUGAUUUUUUUAAUCAAAUGACUGCAGUGUAUGACUGAGU
Molecule: messenger RNA, 2390 nt
Organism: Siniperca chuatsi (mandarin fish)
Lineage: Eukaryota; Metazoa; Chordata; Actinopteri; Centrarchiformes; Sinipercidae
Gene: lg5h5orf34
Product: linkage group 5 C5orf34 homolog
Exons: 11
Coding region: 124-1758 (544 amino acids)
Source: RefSeq, a predicted model, not a curated record